AUGGGUAAAUUUGGCUUACCUUAUUUAAAGGCAGCUUCAGAUUUGCUCUUUUUAUUCCAACAAAAUUCUCACGAAAUCCAAAGACUUCAAUCCCUAAUCAAAUCUCGCCCUCCUUGCCUAGAACAACUCUACGACCUCGAUGAAAUUUCUAAUUUAUCCUCUUUAACAGGCGACAUAAGCCAAGCCAUUUCAGAUCUAUUUCCUCAUGAAUCCUGAAAAGAAGCCUCUGACACAGUUACAAACCAAAUGUUUAUCUUAUUUGAUGACCUCAAUAAAGACCAUGGUCUCUAUACCUCUCUUCUCUCCCUUAAAAAUUCUUUUCUUUUCCCAUCACUUACUCAAUCCCAGCAGCUUUUUGCGAUUUCUCUAUUAAAAGAAUUUGAAAAAGAAGGGACUCAUUUAACUGAUUCUAUCGUAAAAGACCAUAGUUUAAAUAUACUGAAGCUUCAGUCACAAUAUUUAAAUAAUAUUGAUUUUUCUAAAGCAAAACUUUUGUUUGCCUUUGAAGAAAUUGAAUCAAUUCCUAUGAGUUUGAUACCAGAACGCCUAGGAGAUAAAUAUGAUGAUUUAAUAGAAGUUGAAUAUGAUAAAGAAGAUUUAUUGUCCAUUGUAAAUCAUUCAGAAAGCCCUAAAAUUAGAGAAAGGGCCUGAAAAGCAAGCGGAAAUGUAAAUAUUUCUAAUAAAGCAGUCUUAAAGAGCCUGAUUAGUGAAAGAAAACAGCUAGCAAACUCUUUAGGCUUUGAAAAUUUCGCAGAAUAUUCCAUGCAAUAUAAAAUGUUUUCAGGAAAUGUUAAAGAACUAAUAGAAAAUUUGGUAGCCUGUCAUGGAUAUCUAGAGCCAAAGCUGAAAAACGAGUACGACAUUAUCCUUGAUAGAAAAGCUUUAAAUGAACAAAUUUCAAGAAAAAACCCAGUCAAACUGGAAGGCUGAGAUAUUUCGUAUUAUUCUCAAAGAUAUAUUGACGAAAUAAAAACACAAAAAUUAAAAAAUUUUACAAAACAUUAUAAUGAUGAAAAUUUUUUUACAUUUUUUAACAUUUUUGAAGGAAUUAAAGAAUUAUGCUCAAGCUUGUUUGGGAUUAGUAUCGAAAUUUGUAUGGCAAAUACUGAUGAGGCUUGGUCAAAUGAUAUUGUGAAAUUAGCAUUUUCUAAAAAUGGAUCAUUAAUAGGAUAUUUGUACAUGGAUUUAUUCCAGAGAAAUAAUAAGGCGAAUAGAGGAGCUUCAAAUUAUAAUAUAGUUUGCCCUAAAAAGGUUUCAAUAAAUUCUAAUGAGCACCAGAUCCCUAUCAGUGUUCUAUCAUGCAAUUUUUCUCGGCCUGCUUUUAGUAAAGAAUCUUUAUAUGUGACUUUAGACGAUUUUAAAAAUCAAGGGAUUACUUAUAACAAUUUAAUAGAACUUUUUCAUGAACUUGGCCACUCAAUCCAUUCCCUUGUUAGCCAAAGCGAGUUCCAAGCAUUUUCUGGGACAAGAGUUCCAUUAGAUUUAGCAGAAAUCCCUUCACAUAUUUUUGAAAAAUUUGUCACAGACUAUAACUACGUAAGUCGCUGGGCAUUACACAAGCUAAACAAUGAAAAAAUUCCUAAUGAGCUAUACCUUUAUAUAUAAUUUCUCUGAAAACCUUUAUCCCUGAUAUACCUUUUCUCUAUUUAUGCUUAAUAAUAUAUUUUUAUACAUGACAGAUUCCAUUUAUAUAUUUAAAGCUUUAAAAAACCAUAUCCAGCUAUCAUUUUCUCUAUUUGACUUACUUAUCCACUCUGAAGAAAACAUUGACGCAGCCUUACAAAAAUUCAAUGGUUUUUUCGAAACCAAAGAAUUCGGAGGAGAUUGGUAUAGGGGUUUCCCUUGAAUAGCCCGAUAACGUGAUGAAGCCAGCCCUUAUCGGGCUAUUCAAGGGAAAGCCCUAUACUGCAAUUUGCAUCAUUUAGCAGAAUAUGGCAGCUCUUAUUACACCUAUGUGCUGGAUAAUGCUUUAUCUGCAGUUAUCUGGGAAACUGCGUUUAAAAAAUCAGCAAUAAAUGCAGAGGCUGGAAAUUUGCUGUAUAAGCAUUUAUUAAUAAAGGGCGGAAGUGAGCCUGGAAAGACCCAAAUUGGAAAUAUCUUGUCUCCAUAUAUGGUUUCUCAAGAAGGAGUUACAAAUAUAAACGACAUUGACCCAUUUUUAAUUAUGCAGCAUUGGUACAGAACACAUUUCAAAGAUCAUGAAUUAGUUAUUUUAGAGGAUUUAAGAGCAAAAUAUUAA
Blepharisma stoltei is the source of this 2239-nucleotide messenger RNA. Lineage: Eukaryota; Ciliophora; Heterotrichea; Heterotrichida; Blepharismidae. The record is from the annotation of a GenBank genome assembly.